CAGCUCGCUGGCAGCGCUCGUCGCGAAUCGAGAGACCAGUCCGCAAAAUGUUUCGCAAAUGCAUCGCCAGCCUGGCUCUGGCCCCAGUGGCCAGUCCCAUUCCGCUGCCCAGGAUCACCCCGAUCGCCAGCCAGCUCGUCCAGCGUCGCGCGUUCCACCAGGUUCCUCGCGAGAGUAGGCCACCCAAAAUACUCAUCACAGGUGGCUUGGGCCAGUUGGGCAUCGAAUGCGCCAAACUUCUGCGGACGCAGUAUGGCAGCCACAACGUGAUCCUUUCGGACAUUAUAAAGCCCAGUCAGUCGGUUCUGGAGAAUGGUCCCUACAUUUUUGCCGACAUCCUGGACUUCAAGGGUCUCCAGAAGAUCGUGGUCGACCAUCGCAUCGACUGGCUGAUCCACUUCUCGGCGCUGCUCAGUGCUGUGGGAGAGCAAAAUGUUCCACUGGCUGUGAGGGUCAACAUCGAGGGUGUCCACAACGUCAUCGAGCUGGCGAAGCAGUAUAAGCUCCGCAUCUUCGUACCAAGCACAAUCGGAGCCUUCGGGCCCGACAGUCCGCGCAAUCCCACGCCGAAUGUUACGAUCCAACGGCCGCGCACCAUUUACGGCGUUUCCAAGGUGCACGCCGAGCUGAUUGGCGAAUACUACUACCACAAGUUUGGACUGGACUUCAGAUGCCUGCGCUUCCCCGGAGUGAUUUCCAGUGAUCCGCCGGGCGGCGGCACCACAGAUUACGCUGUGGCCGUGUUCCAUGAAGCACUGCGCAAUGGAAAGUACACCUGCUACCUGCGUCCUGACACAAGACUGCCCAUGAUGUACAUUGAAGAUUGUCUGCGGGCGCUCCUGGAGUUCAUGCGUGCUCCCAACGAGCAGCUGAAGCGCCGCGUCUACAACGUGACCGCCAUGUCCUUCACUCCCGAGGAGCUGUUCGCCCAGCUGGGCAGGCACGUGCCCAAUCUGCACGUGACCUACAAGCCGGAUAGCCGCCAGUUGAUCGCGGACGCCUGGCCGCAGGUAUUCGAUGACUCCGAUGCGCGGCGCGACUGGCACUGGCAGCACAAGUACGACCUGGUCAACCUGGUGGACUUCAUGAUCAAGGACGUGCAGGAUAACUACAUCAAUGUGCAGCCGGAGCAGCAGACUCUGCAGAUCUAAAACGUGGAUCGAGCAACCGC
Messenger RNA from Drosophila mauritiana, 1171 nucleotides. RefSeq names its product L-threonine 3-dehydrogenase, mitochondrial (gene Tdh). The transcript is spliced from 6 exons. Gene Ontology annotation, biological process: L-threonine catabolic process. Lineage: Eukaryota; Metazoa; Arthropoda; Insecta; Diptera; Drosophilidae. Gene Ontology annotation, molecular function: L-threonine 3-dehydrogenase activity. The coding region runs from base 48 to 1151 and encodes 367 amino acids. The record is from RefSeq and is a predicted model, not a curated record.